GUUAAUGUUUUGUAAUUAGAAAAUGAAUUUAUACUGUACGUUGCUAUACUCGACUUACAUAAUGGAUAAUGUUUUGAAUCAUCAUUAAAUGGAAAAUAUAUAUAUGUGCGCCGCCUUGUCUCACGGAAUGAUUAUUGGCACUUCUGGACGUGUCGAGAAGAAACUAUUGACACCCACUAGGAGUUUCAACCAGAAGCACACUUCUAAAGAGAGACUCCAAAGAUAAGACGAUGAACACUGCUUUUCUAUCCCAUUUAAAAUCUGCUGUGUGAGGAUCGACACGAUAAAAAUAAACAAUCUUUAGUAAGAAUAAUGACGCUGAAUCGCAAAGUGAAUUGAUAACAAAAUGGAUAGUGGAAUAUCGUGUAUAUGUAAAAUAUAUUGAGAUCUAUUAGGUCUAUUUGCAAUAUGAUUAGUGUCCAAUUUCCGGAAAACAACUACACUGCCACCAACUACCUUGAAUAAUACAGAACCAAAUGACAAUAAUAGUGGCAAAAAUGAUGAUUAUAUCAAUACUAAUAGUAUAAUUGAUAAAACUAAUUUGAUUAACUUAAUGAAAAAUACAAUUUGUAUAAACUGUCAUAAGCAAUGGCUUGGAAGCAUUCAAUGUCGUAAACGAGAGAAUCAUUGGAAUUUAUUUGUUCUUAUUAUGAACAUGCAGUUAAAUUACCAACAUCGAAACAACAAACAAUGACGCAAUGUCGUGAAAUCAAUAUUCGUGCUCAAUUGAGUGCUCAUUUAACAGAUAUUGGACGUAGUGGUUUGGAAAAAUUAUGUAUUGCAUUAAAUAUUCGAGCACCGAUUGAUGAAGAUCAUUAUACAGCAACUGAUGCAUAUCUAUUGGAUAUAAUUCAAAUUCAUCAACAAAAUUCAGUGGAUCUUUCAGUCAAAGAAGCUGUACAAGAAGCCAGUAGUAUCAAUUUAAAGGUCAGUGGUGAUGGGUCAUGGAUAACUCGUGGUCAUUCAAGUGCUCAUCGAAAUGCUGAUAUCUGUUCAACAACAAAAAGACCAAAGGUUAUUGGUGUAGAAAGAUCAUCAAAGGAAUGUUCUCAAUGUAUAGCUGCACAAUCAAUUCGAAAAUCAAAUUCAGAAAAAUAUGAAAUCUUCGUGAGAAUUCAUCCAUGUGAAAUUAAUUACGCUGUACCGAAACAUCGUUAUGCUAGUGGUUUAAUGAUUGAUAUAGGUGUUGGUUUGGCGGUUACUCUGUACAAUGAUGGUUAUAAAAAAUUACAUGAUUUAUUUGAACGGCUGUUCAAUUCAUGUGGUUAUUGGACAAACCAUGGUAUUAUUGCCUUAGAUACUUCGAAAGAACACGAUAGACAAAUGUUUUUUAGUUGUAAAAGAACACGAAAAGUCAAUGAACAACAAAGACACAAGAUUGUUCGAAAUAAUGAUGACAACAGCAGCGAUGAUGAACAUGAUGAAAGUGAUGGAUAUUUAUAUAGUAUUAUGUCGAGCGAUGAAGAUGGAUACGAACCAGGUGGUUUAGACUGA
This is a messenger RNA of Didymodactylos carnosus, 1494 nucleotides long. The record is from the annotation of a GenBank genome assembly. NCBI's taxonomy places the organism in Eukaryota, Metazoa, Rotifera, Eurotatoria, Philodinida, Philodinidae.